AUGGCUGUGUCUCCGUCGGAGCUGGACGUGAUCUCGAGGAGCAGCGAGAUUGUUCCCGAUUCAAUCGUCGGCGGCCAAUUUGAGAGCUUCAAGCCCACUGCGGCGACCGUGUCGUCGUCUCUCAUCCUCGGAGUUUCCUCCUUGGGGGAAGCUAAGUUCGACGGAGCGAUCAAGAGCGCGUUGGCAUACGGCAAGUGCAUGAUAGCCGCAGAGGAAAACAAGUUCUCCUGCUUCCUCGAUAAGGCGCUGGUGAACGUGGGGAGGGAGCUGAGCCUCGAGGUGUCCGGGCGUGUGUCCACCGAGGUGGACCCUAGGCUGGCGCACAACACGGCCGCCAUGGUCGACCGGGUGCGCAACCUCGCAGAUCUGUACAAAGAGGUGGACGUGGGUGUGAACCGAGUGCUGUUCAAGCUGCCCGCCACGUGGGAGGGCAUCGAGGCAGCGAGGCAGCUGGAGGCAGAGGGCAUCAAGACGCACGUCACUGGCGUCGCCAGCUUCGCCCAGGCGUCAGCAUGUGCGCAGGCCAACGUGGCAGUCAUUCAAAUCCCCGUCGGCCGAAUCAAGGACUGGGCACGCACGCACUCAGGCGACAAGGAAGUGGAAGCUGCAGCAGCCAAGGGCGAGGACCCUGGCGUCAGCCUGGUGCGCCGUGCGUGUGCGUUUAUUGCCCGCAACAACUUCCCCACCAAGGUCAUGGCGUCCAACAUCCGCAGCAAGGAGGACGCACUCAGCCUCCAUGGCACUGAUUACCUGGUGGUACCCCUCAAGGUGAUGGAGGCUCUGAAAGAUACUCCCGCCUCCCCUGACCUCAAACCUGCAGCAGUCAGUGCAGCAGCUGACAAGGUCAAGCCAUGGGACAUGGCAAGGUUCAUGGCCAAUAUCGGUCCCUGCGCCCGGCAGCUGCUACAGGCUGAGAUUGAUUCUGCUGUUUCUCAGGCAGAGAAGGUUGACAAGCACUUUAAGAAGAUCUGGCCGCCCCCGAACCCCAUUGCCGCAGCCGCCGGCCACUCUUCAGCAUUCAGCAGCCAAGGGAACAAAGAGGGAAAGGAGGGAGGAGAGGGCGAAGAGGGAUUUUGGGAGGAAAAUAAGAGCAACGGAGCGGGGGACAGUCCGAUAGCGGGGGUGAGAGAGGGGGAGGGGGAGGGAGUGGGAAAGGGAGAGCAGGUGUCGGAGGAGGAGAUGGGCGAGAGCGUGGCAGCAGCACGAGGGCGGGUGAGGCACGAGCUGUACGCCCCCAUCGAGCCGUAUCGGUCCGGCACACUUGCUGUCUCGGAUGUGCAUACUGUCUACUGGGAGGAGAGCGGCAACCCCAAAGGCCAGCCUGUCAUUUUCCUGCACGGGGGACCAGGGGGUGGUACCUCCCCGGCCAACAGGCGGUUCUUUGACCCGACGUUCUUCCGCAUCGUGCUGCUGGACCAGCGGGGGGCAGGCAGGAGCACCCCCCACGCGUGUCUUGAGGAGAAUACCACGUGGCACCUGGUGGAGGAUAUCGAGACCCUGAGGAAACACCUGGGGGUUGACAAGUGGCUGGUGUUUGGAGGGUCAUGGGGGUCCACUCUAUCGCUCGUGUAUGCAGCCACACAUCCAGACAGGGUCGCAGGCUUGAUUCUGCGGGGAAUCUUUUUGUUGAGAAGGAAGGAGGUGGAGUGGUUCUACCAGAAGGGAGCUGACUCCAUCUUCCCUGAUGCGUUUGACAAGUACCGGGAGUUCAUUCCCAAGGACGAGCAGCACGAUCUGGUGACAGCUUACCACAAGAGACUCAUGAACGACUCCGAACCUGAUCAACAGGUGGCAGCAGCACGGCACUGGACGGAGUGGGAGAUGGCCACCAGCUACCUGCUGCCCAACGAGGACUCGCUCAAACGAGGCGAGGACGACAAAUUCGCUCUGGCAAGUCAUCUGUCGUUGUCAGUUGGUCAGUCCAGUCCGGUUCACCUGAUGGGCUCGGUGCUCACUGCCACUAUUUCUCACAAGUUCUCUCUGGCACUUUGA
Messenger RNA from Closterium sp. Naga37s-1, 1992 nucleotides. NCBI's taxonomy places the organism in Eukaryota, Viridiplantae, Streptophyta, Zygnematophyceae, Desmidiales, Closteriaceae. The record is from the annotation of a GenBank genome assembly.